Messenger RNA from Solanum verrucosum, 702 nucleotides. RefSeq lists its product as uncharacterized. The record is from RefSeq and is a predicted model, not a curated record. The coding region runs from base 1 to 702 and encodes 233 amino acids. The transcript is spliced from 2 exons. NCBI's taxonomy places the organism in Eukaryota, Viridiplantae, Streptophyta, Magnoliopsida, Solanales, Solanaceae.
AUGAAGGAACUCAAACAUCUUAACCAUUUUCUUGGCUUGGAGGUUGAUCGCAGUGAAGAAGGAAGUUUCUUGCAUCAGCAGAAGUACUCCAAAGAUGUAUUGAAGAAGUUUGGGAUGUUCAAUUGCAAACCAACCUCAACACCGCUGGAUCCAAAUGUUAAGAUGUGUGCUCAUGAAGGGAAAGACUUGGAAUAUGCAACAAUGUAUCGGCAAUUGGUGGGUAGUUUGAUUUACAUAACUUUAAUAAGACCCAACAUCUCUUAUGCAGUAGGUGUGAUGAGUCGUUACAUGCAAAAUCCAAAGAAGUCUCAUUUGGAUGGAGUUCGUCGAAUCUUGAGAUAUGUAAAGAGUACAAUUGACUAUGGUCUCUUGUAUAAGAAAGGUGAAGAAUGCAAACUGAUCGGAUAUUGUGACUCUGACUAUGGAAGAGACCAUAAUACCCGUCGUUCAACUACUUGUUUUGUGUUUAAGUUUGGAACUGGAGCAAUUUCUUGGUGCAACAAAAGUCAGCAAUUUAUGUGGCUGAAAAUCCAGUUUUCCAUGCAAGGACUAAACAUGUGGAGAUACAUUACCACUUUAUUCGGGAAAAAGUUUUGUAAGGAGAGAUUGGUUUGGAGCACAUCAAAACAGAACAUCAAAUUGCACACUUGUUCACCAAAGGUUUUAGUGUCAACAAGUUGCAGAGUUUCUGCAAGCAGCUAG